Molecule: messenger RNA, 804 nt
Organism: Castor canadensis (American beaver)
Lineage: Eukaryota; Metazoa; Chordata; Mammalia; Rodentia; Castoridae
Gene: Cer1
Product: cerberus 1, DAN family BMP antagonist
Source: RefSeq, a predicted model, not a curated record
AUGUGUCUCCUCUUGCUCCAGCUGCUUGUGCUCUUACCUCUAGGGAAGGCAGGCCAUCACCCAGAUGGCUGGCAGAGCCAAAGUUCUCUUUCCUUUGUGCUCCUGGACAGGAGUCGCAGAGAGCUACCCAUGGGCAACCAAGAGGAAGCUGAGGACAAGCCAGAUCUGUUUGUGGCAGUGCCACACUUGAUAGGCACUAGUCUGGCAGGGGAAGAUCAGAGGCAGAGAGAGAAGAUGCCAUCCAGGUUUGGAAGAUUCUGGAAGAAACCUGAGAGAGUACUACACCAUCCCAGAGACCUGGAAAGUGAGCACUUCCCACCCAGGACCCAGGCCCUCCCUCAGCCACUGGAUGGAAUGAAAGUGGAACAAUCUCCUCUUCGUGAGGAAGCCAAGAAAUUCUGGUACCAUUUCAUGUUCAGAAAGAGUCCAGCUUCUCAGGGGGUCAUCUUGCCUAUCAAAAGCCAUGAAGUGCACCAGGAGACCUGUAGGACAGUGCCCUUCACCCAGACUGUCACCCACAAGGACUGUGACAAAGUAGUUGUCCAGAACAGUCUUUGCUUUGGGAAGUGUGGGUCUGCUCAUUUUCCUGGAGCUGCACCGCUCCCCCACACCUUCUGCUCCCACUGCUCACCUGCCAAGUUCACCAGGAUGCACUUGCAGCUGAACUGCACUGGCCUGGAGCCUGUGGUCAAGGUGGUGAUGCAGGUGAAAGAGUGCCAGUGCACGGUGAAGACAGAGCACGGAGAUGGACACUUCCUACAUGCUGGCUCACAGGAUUCCUUCAUCCCAGGAAUUUCAACUUAA